UAGUUUUGGCGGAAGGCUGUGAGUGGGUGAGGUGCUGAGGUUAAACAUCAGCUGAGUUCAACGCGGGUUUAUUUCACCAUGUCUCGAUUCAAAGGGGGGUGUAAGGAUUCUCUGGCGGGCUUUAAGGUGCAAACGGCAGAGCCGACUGUUCCGUACGGCCUGCUGAAGGCGGCCCGGAAGAGCGGGCAGCUCAACCUGUCCGGCCGAGGACUGAAAGAAGUUCCCCAGAACGUCUAUCGUCUAAACAUCGACACACCAGAGGAGGCCCAGCAGAAUGUGUCCUUUGGAGCAGCAGAUUGCUGGUGGGAGCAGACAGACCUCACAAAACUACUGCUCUCAUCCAAUCAGAUUACAUUAUUGUCAGAUGACAUCAGACUGCUGCCUGGACUGACUACACUGGAUCUACAUGACAACCAGUUGAGUAGUUUACCCAGUGCUUUGGGAGAACUGCAGAAUCUUCAACAGCUGCGACUCAGUCAUAAUCAGUUAGACUCUCUGCCAGUUGAGAUGUGUACUCUAAAGAACCUCCGUAGCCUCACACUGCAGCAGAAUCUGCUGGAGAACCUGCCAGAGGAUCUGGGACAGCUCGCGAACCUCACAGAGCUGGACGCGUCCAGCAACCAGCUGAAGAGCCUGCCCUCCAGUUUCGGGUGUCUCGUCAGUUUACAGAAAGUGAACCUGUGUCACAACCAGCUUAGCGGGCUCCCAGACAGCCUAGCCCGGCUCACAAAUGUUAAGCUGCUGGACUGCAGUGACAAUCAGCUGACUGAGAUUCCUGAAAGCCUAUCGGAGAUGCUCGCUCUGGAGCAGCUUUACCUUAGACAUAACAAGCUCCGCUUCCUCCCAAAGCUCCCCGCACCUGCACUCAAGGAGUUAUAUGUGGGGAACAACCAAAUUGAGCAGUUGCAGACGGAGCAGCUAUCCUGCCUGACAGCCAUCUCUCUUCUGGAACUCAGAAACAACAAGAUCAAAAUAGUCCCUGAAGAGAUCACUUUACUGAGUACGCUAACGCGCCUUGACCUCACCAACAAUGACAUUACCAGCCUUCCAGCGUCACUCAGCCUGCUGCCCAAUCUGAACGUGCUGCUGUUGGAGGGAAACCCUCUGCGAGGAAUCAGGAGAGACAUCCUCUCUAAAGGAACCAGUGAGCUUCUGAAGUAUUUGAGAGGAAGAGUUAAAGAGGAGCCUGACAAAACAGAUGGAGGAGAUACAGCUAUGAUGUUACCCAGCCAGGCCAGGGUCAAUGUGCAUGACAUUAAAACUCUCAAGCUGUUGGCAUACAGUGACAAGCAAGCAGGGAGUAUCCCAGAGGAGCUGUUUGAUGGUGCAGCUGGUCAGAGCAUUGCCACAGUUAACUUCAGCAAAAACCAGCUGACUUCAGUUCCUCCCAGGCUGGUGGAAUUCCAAUCUUCGCUGUCAGAAGUCAAUCUGGGUUUCAAUAGACUGAUCAGCUGUUCACCUGACAUCUGCAAGUUACUCCAGCUUACACACAUCGAUCUCCGGUAACUUAACUCCACAUUGCAGCCCCAUCAUCCAGCAUUUUUCAACACACCCCGCACACACAUACGCAGCUGCUCGAGGGAGCAGCCACAGCAGUCCCAGCGCCUUACUUGGAUUCCUCCUUGAUGUCUGAUCAGCUCUGAGGCGAUCCUGACAUGGCUUGCACAUUACUCCAUAAAGCACUUCAGUGCUGUUAGCUUGUAAUGUUGUGUGUUGUGAUGUUCCAUAUACAGCUUGUGAUCCAUUGCAAGACCUUCCCUUGACUGACCUUUCUGAGCACCACAUCUAAGCACUAAAUAAAGAAGAGUGUGCAGGAUGGAAAGAUGGAACUCAGUGGGAUGUGAUCUAAACCUCUGCCCUUAGCAGCUUAGCAUGAAGCAUCCACUGUUGUCUUACUCGAUCUGAUUCCACAAGGGAUGUCAGCUGACAUGUUGAUUCCUGCCUACAGUAUGUUGUACAGUUUGGACCUCAGAAUAUGAUGCUGUGCAUUGAAAAUGAAGUUAAUCACAGACCAAACAAUGAUCCUCUGCUCUCAUGAAACUAAUAAGAAAAAUGUUAUCGUCAUGGUCUUAGCUACAAAUCGCUUCACGUUGUUGUCACGGAGUACAGCCUCCUCGCUUUGUGGCUCAUAAACCGUAGGUAAUGGAGCACAUGUACAGUGGUUCAGUAAGUUGGCCUGUCUGACCUGUGUUUGUGUACUCGGUGUAUUUCUGU
Messenger RNA from Pundamilia nyererei, 2214 nucleotides. RefSeq names its product leucine rich repeat containing 40 (gene lrrc40). The record is from RefSeq and is a predicted model, not a curated record. The transcript has 13 exons. Lineage: Eukaryota; Metazoa; Chordata; Actinopteri; Cichliformes; Cichlidae. Gene Ontology annotation, cellular component: cytoplasm. Gene Ontology annotation, molecular function: protein binding. The coding region runs from base 79 to 1506 and encodes 475 amino acids.